AUAAAAAAUAAAAAAUAAAAAAUAAUAUAUAAUAUUAAAAUAAAAAUUAAAUAAAAAAACUUUAAUACCAAUUUAAACUAAAAAUAAUAAUAUCAUACUAACAAACUAACAUUUUAACCAAAAUUUUAAAGGAAAACUUAAUAUUAACAAGCCUAAUAAAAAAAUCCAUAUGUUAACAUUUGAUUCAACAUAAAAAUUAAAUUGGAUAUGCAAUGAUCCAAAAUAAAAAUUUGAAAAAAACAACUUCAAAAAAAAUAAAAAUUAACCAAAUUAUAUCAUAAAAUAUGUAUAGAUAUAAUAGUUUGUAUAUACAAUUAUAUUACAUAUCUUUAAAUAUACGGAUCAGCUUUCCAAAAAUUGAUAUUUGUGAUUUGCUUUGUUUUUUUACGGAUAUCAUCUUUUGGUAUUUGCUUUGAUACGAAGUAUUACAGUUAUCUGGAUUUUUAUCGAGGCAUUACGGGUAUCCAGAUUUUUUGGAUCAAAUUGAAAUGAAUAACAAAUCGGUUCAAAUUUAACGGAUAAUUUGCCAGCCCUAAAUAUUAUAUAGAUAAUAAUUUUUUUUUAUCAAAGACAAUAGUUAAGACGACUUAAUCGAGGUGUGAACAAAGUGAACGGCAUUCUUUGCCCAUUUUAUUAUCAGUCAAUAAAAGAUAACUUAUAAAGGAAAAACAUAAGUAGCUUAUAUACAUAAAAUUUCAUCAAAAUUCAUGUAUUACAUAUAAAAUAUUAACAUUUGACAUAUAUACUAAAACUCCACUAGAUAUAUACCUAUUAUAGAACUUUACUGACUAAAGUAUGACAUCUAAUUUCUACACAACUGAUUUAUUCAAAUUAACCAAAAGUUACAACUUAUAGAAAAAUCAAACUCCCUUCUCUUUUGAGUCAGCCCUAUUUAAGUAAACGAAACUAGGAAUCCAAUGUGAAAUUAAAUGCAAAUAUUUCAGUUUAGUAGAUGAAUGAGUGAUGAGAAAUAUUUAGUUGGUUAAUUGGUACUGAUUUUAAUGAUUAUAUUUUAGUUGGUUUAUAUAAGAGCAGAUUCCAGCUCACAAAUCUUGUUCCCAUCUCCACAGGUAGUUUGCGAAGUCAAACAAAAACUUCAACUUUUUACUCUCUCAUAAUAUUCAAACUUAUUAAGUGCAUAUAAUACAUGUAUCAGUGUAUAUAAUGUUCAUACGGAGCUUUAUAUAUUUAGCAUAAUAUCUCUGAGAAGUUGAGAACUUGUCAAGACUUCUUCUCUCCUCUUUAUAUCUUUCUCCCUCAUUUUCUCUCGGUGCAACCAUGGUAAAUCAAGCUCCUCAAGAUGAUUAUGAUGAUGAGAAAUUGGCAAGACAAAAGGAAAUCGAAGAUUGGUUACCAAUUACUUCAUCAAGAAAUGCUAAGUGGUGGUACUCAGCUUUUCACAAUGUCACCGCCAUGGUCGGUGCAGGAGUUCUCGGCCUCCCUUACGCCAUGUCUCAGCUCGGCUGGGGACCGGGAGUUGCAGUAUUUGUUCUCUCGUGGGUAAUAACACUAUACACAUUAUGGCAAAUGGUUGAAAUGCACGAAAUGGUUCCGGGAAAGCGUUUUGAUCGUUACCAUGAACUCGGACAACACGCGUUUGGAGAAAAGCUUGGUCUUUACAUAGUCGUACCGCAACAGCUGAUCGUGGAAAUAGGCGUUUGUAUCGUUUAUAUGGUCACUGGAGGCAAAUCUCUAAAGAAGUUUCAUGAGCUUGUUUGUGAGGAUUGCAAACCCAUCAAGCUUACUUACUUCAUCAUGAUCUAUGCUUCUGUUCACUUUGUCCUCUCUCAUCUCCCCAAUUUCAAUUCCAUCUCUGGCGUUUCUCUCGCCGCGGCGGUUAUGUCUCUAAGCUACUCAACAAUCGCAUGGGCAGCUUCGACGAGUAAAGGCGUUCGAGAAGAUGUUGAAUAUGGUUACAAAGCAAAAUCAACAGCCGGUACGGUUUUCAACUUCUUUAGCGGUUUAGGUGAUGUGGCAUUCGCUUACGCAGGCCACAAUGUGGUCCUUGAGAUCCAAGCAACGAUCCCUUCGACUCCUGAGAAACCAUCAAAAGGCCCAAUGUGGAAAGGAGUCAUCGUUGCUUACAUCGUUGUCGCACUUUGUUAUUUUCCGGUGGCUCUCGUCGGAUACUACAUUUUCGGGAACAGUGUUGAAGAUAAUAUCCUCAUAUCACUUAAAAAGCCAGUUUGGUUAAUCGCGACGGCUAACAUCUUUGUUGUGAUCCAUGUUAUCGGUAGUUACCAGAUAUAUGCAAUGCCGGUUUUUGACAUGAUGGAAACUUUAUUGGUUAAGAAGCUUAAUUUUAGACCAACCACGAUUCUCCGGUUCUGUGUUCGUAAUUUCUAUGUUGCUGCAACCAUGUUUCUUGGUAUGACGUUCCCGUUCUUUGGUGGCCUUUUGGCGUUCUUUGGUGGAUUCGCGUUUGCCCCUACGACAUACUUCCUACCUUGCAUAAUUUGGCUAGCCAUCUAUAAACCUAGGAAGUACGGCUUGUCUUGGUGGGCCAACUGGGUAUGUAUCGUGUUUGGUAUUUUCUUAAUGGUCUUGUCGCCUAUUGGAGGGCUAAGGACGAUCGUUAUUCAAGCAAAGGAAUACCAGUUUUACUCGUAAAUGCUGUUUAGUAUGACUAAUGUUUAGAGACAUAUAUUUAUAUAUUAAUGUGUGUGAAGAAGAUUUUAAAAGAUCAACAUGAGACAUAUAAUAAUCUCUGGUAUGAGGAUUGAAUUUUUAAUAGCAUUUAGGGUUUGUGUCUUGGUGUGUUUAUAUCUGUCGAAAAAAUAUUUUAUUGUGCCAAAAUAGAAUAUAUUUUGUUCUUCCUUA
Brassica rapa (field mustard) is the source of this 2820-nucleotide messenger RNA. Its product is annotated as lysine histidine transporter 1. NCBI's taxonomy places the organism in Eukaryota, Viridiplantae, Streptophyta, Magnoliopsida, Brassicales, Brassicaceae. The record is from RefSeq and is a predicted model, not a curated record.